AGAUUCAAAAUACGUUAAACCCUUUGUGCCGUUACUAUACUCUCUCUCACAAUCUGCUUCAAAAACCCUAUUGUUCUCAUUCUGUUUUCUAAAACCGAUUUCAAAUUUCCACUCGCCCCCUUGCGCGUGUGCUUCACUGGCGCCGCUUUCUCGCGCCGUCGUUUCUGGCAUCCGUCGUGCUGCCCUUCCUAAUCACCUCCGUGCCACCGUAAAUCGUUCCUUCUCGUAUUGUGAUCCAUCUGGUGUUCCAUUCCUGCGCGCGUCGUUCUUUCCCGCGUUCUGUUCGUUCCCGCGUUUUGUUUCGUCCCAAGUUAACACUAUGAAUCACAUUGAAGAGGCUAAAGAAUAUGAUCACAGGAUUUUGGGAGCGAAGCAUGAACUUAUUGUUCAUCACGACUGGAGUCCGGGAAGCUGGUUUUUUCUUCCGCGUGGUGCACGGAUAUACAGCAAGCUUUUGGACUUCAUUCGAGAUCAAUACCGAGAUAGGGGCUAUCAAGAGGUUAUAUCCCCUAAUGUCUUCAACAAGGAUCUGUGGGUUCAAUCUAGUCACGCGGAAUGUUAUAAAAAGGAUAUGUUUGUCUUAGAGAUUGACAAACAAGAGUUUGGAUUGAAACCAAUGAAUUGCCCUGGGCACUGCUUGAUGUAUAAACACAAAGUUCGAUCCUAUAGAGAACUUCCUCUCCGUUUCGCUGAAUUUGGGGUUUUGCAUCGUAAUGAGGCCAAUGAUGCCCUGAGUGGAUUGACGAAUACAAGGAGAUUUCUGCAGGAUGAUGCACAUAUUUUCUGCAGGGAGUCCCAGAUAAAAGAUGAAGUCAGAAAAGCCUUGAAUUUCGUAGAUCAUGUUUAUCAGAUAUUUGGUUUCACAUAUGAACUGAAACUUUCAACGAGGCCAUGCGUUGGAGAUUUUGAAAAGUGGGAUAAGGCUGAAAAAGCUCUCAGAGAAGCUUUGGAUGAGUUUGGCAAGCCAUGGCAGUGGAAUAAAGAAGAUGGUGCAUUCUAUGGAGCAAAGAUAGACAUAACUGUGUGUGAUGCUUUGAGUAGGAAAUUCGAGUGUGGUACUCUACAGCUUGACUUCCAGCUUCCUGAAAAGUUUAAGUUGGAAUUCUCAACUGAAGAUGAAGCCAAAAUUGAGAGACCUGUUAUGAUACACAGAUCCAUACUAGGAUCCGUUGAACGAAUGUUCGCCAUACUUUUAGAACACUACAAGGGUAAAUGGCCCUUUUGGCUCAGUCCUCGUCAAGUAAUUUUGUGCACCGUGUCUGAGAAAUCAGAAGCUUUUGCACUGCAGGUACGUGAUUUGAUCCAUCAAGCAGGGUAUCAUGUAGAUGUUGAUUCAACUGAUAAAGAGAUUCAGAAGAAGGUACAAGAAGCUCGGUCAGCACAAUACAACUACAUCUUGGUUGUCGGAGAAGAGGAAGCUAAUAUCAAACAGGCUAAUGUCAAAGUCAGGGAUAAGACAGACAGUAGCCUUAUGAGUAUUGAGAACCUGCUCAAACAUUUCAAAGAAGAAGUUGCAGCUUUCCACUGAUAAUUUUUUUACUUUUUUAUUUUGAAUUUUUUAUUUGUUCUAAAUACAUUCUAAAUUCUAAAUUUUAUAUCUAAUUU
Molecule: messenger RNA, 1605 nt
Organism: Vicia villosa (hairy vetch)
Lineage: Eukaryota; Viridiplantae; Streptophyta; Magnoliopsida; Fabales; Fabaceae
Product: threonine--tRNA ligase, mitochondrial 1-like
Exons: 14
Coding region: 320-1528 (402 amino acids)
Biological process (GO): threonyl-tRNA aminoacylation
Cellular component (GO): mitochondrion; cytoplasm; chloroplast
Molecular function (GO): threonine-tRNA ligase activity; ATP binding
Source: RefSeq, a predicted model, not a curated record